Molecule: messenger RNA, 1029 nt
Organism: Geodia barretti
Lineage: Eukaryota; Metazoa; Porifera; Demospongiae; Tetractinellida; Geodiidae
Source: the annotation of a GenBank genome assembly
GACGCCUGAGCUGAGUGUGCGGCCGGCGGCCUAUAUACGUUUUGCCACCGUCGUUUUUGGCUGGAAUCUGGUUUUUGGCUCGCUCGGCUCAGCCUUCGUCCCUGGACAAUUUGUUGGUGCCUGAUCUUCCCAGUGUCUUUGCCGGAAUUUGGAGAAAUAGAGCACGCGGCUGCUCACGGGAAAGUGAGAGAAAGAACGAAAAUCAACACAUGGAGGCGUCUUUCGAAAGGCGUCUGAUGGAGACGUUGACCGGGGUGAGUGCCUUAAGCCCGAGAAGAACGUUUUGGUGCCUGGUUUUAUCAUGCUGGCCAGCCUGCCGCUUUCUGGUCUUGUGUGAUCUAAAGCUAUGAGUGGGGAAUAUAGUAUCUAUCUAUGUCUAAAGUGUGUGUGUGUUCUUCUAUAGACACCGCCUGCCACUCCAACUCACUGUGACCCCGCCACUCCACGCACCCCCUCCUCUGUGGGACGCACACACUCUCCGUCCCCCUGUUCUACCCCUCUCUCCUCCACCAGACACAAGAGUGCAUACUAUGACAGAUGUAUUCCCAGUCGUGUCGGCUCCCCACGGAGAUGUCUGUUUGGUUCUCCCAUCUCUCCCCUGCCUGACCUCUCCUCCAAUAGAAGAGAGCAGUCAACUGAGCCACCAAAAGUGGAGAACCUCACCUACCAGUGUGCUCUGCAGAACGAACUCCUCAACAGACACCUCACCGAGAUUCCCGACCCUCAUUCAGUGUCGCGAGGAAGCCCUCUAACCAUAAUCUCACCGUCCAAGUCCAAUGUUUUAAAGGUACGUCUUUUCUCCAGUGUUUUGCUUCAUCCUACCCACCGUAACAGUAAUUAGAUUACCGUGAACCUUUCCCUCCCUCUCCCCCUCCCCCAGUACCAGUCAUCUCCAAGAAAGCUAGAUCCUCUGGCACCAUACUCAAUUUCACCCAUCAGUAAGAGCAGGUGAGCCAAAGCACACACUGUCACUGUCUCUCACAGACACACAGUACCCCCAUACUACCACAGCUAGAAUCUUCCCAGGUA